Molecule: messenger RNA, 264 nt
Organism: Cooperia oncophora
Lineage: Eukaryota; Metazoa; Nematoda; Chromadorea; Rhabditida; Trichostrongylidae
Source: the annotation of a GenBank genome assembly
AUGAAUGUCAAUCGAGCGAAUAUGCAAACAGGAGUGCUUACAUGUGCCGAGUCUCUUCAACGCGCUCCAUCUCCGAUUCUUUUUCCUGAAAACGUGCCCGGGGCGGCAAAACAUAACACGGAACACGAUGGAAUGUUGCCAAGUAAGCAAAAGUCUUUUCGUACCGAUCUGUCACCGGACGAUGUCAAACUUGUCAACGGGGGUCCUUAUGUUUUCAAAGGAAUGAGGACCACAGGAGAUGGAGGGACACUUAGGCCACAGUAG